UCUGAAUACCAUCCCUGACCCAUGAGCAGCAGCAUUGGCAUGGGAGAGGUUGGGGAAGGUGUCAAGAACAAGAGGUGGACCUAGAAAGGAGCAAGAGGCUGAGGGGCUGCGAGAGGAGGAAAGGGAGACAGGGUGAACCCUUGAGAGAAGAAAGAAGAAAACUAAGGCAAGGCAGAUUUCUUGGAGGGGGAGAUAAGGGGCUAUAGGCUGCCACCCGACUACUGCAUUCAUAUCAGAGAGCCACAGUCCUCACCCUAAUGCUCUCCUGGAGCUGUGGCUACUACAGAUAGGGUUCUGCAUCCCUUGCACACCAGAGUGCAGGGCAGAGCUCUCAGAUUUGCCAUGGUUUGACUUGGAGCCAGAGGUAGGAGGGCAACAGUCCCACAGCCCAGAGCUGUGUUGCACUUUGUGAUGCUUCAGCUCAGGUCAGUGUUAGUCUGAGCAUCUCUGAUGCACACCACUGCUCAGUGAAGACUGGUCCAAGGGCUGGGCACUAAUUUGGGCCAAAGUCUGCUCCUUAUAGGUAGGCAAAAAUCAUUUUUCAUCCUUUCCCUGUUCUUGGUCACUCUAGUGCUGGCCAGCUCCUGGUAUAAAUUCAAGGAGAUCUAGAGUUAUUUGAAUUUACACCCUGCAGCAGCUGGAUUGUGCCUGUGCUUAAAUUAGCUGGAGGUCAGCAAUCUUGAAAGCUUUAUCCAUGUUACCCUCUCUUCCCCUCCUCCCCUUUGCACUCCUCCAUGGAAGGAGCAAAGUACACACUUAUACUGUCUUUGUGAAGGAAAUCCUGGGUUAUUUGGGGGAAGGGUGACGCUGCCUUUACGUCCUGUAAUGAUAAAAGGAAGUAAGUUAUAAGUAAAAGAAGAGGGAAGGACGAGAAGAAAAGGAAGGAGCAAAACAUAACGUAUCUUUUUAUACACCUGCUUCCCCCAAUAAAACCCCACCUCAGAAGACACAAAGAUCCAGCUGCAAGAACAAUAAAGUGUCUGCAAGGCACCACGGUGUCUCUGCAGUGCUGCAUUGCCCUGGCAAGGAAGAGCCAGAAAGUUGCUUAGGUGAAAGAAGGCAUUGGGCCACAUUCAGGUGAAACAUCAGCCUUUCCUUUCCAUUCCUAAUAUGCUCGAGCUGCUGGCAAGCACGGCUGUGCUUAAGGGGGAGUGGGAAAAGCAGAGCCGCUGGAGAGAGAGCUCGUUCGGGUUGUGUCCGUGCCAAGGAGCGCGUUUGAACAGAGUCCCAUGGGGCAUGAGUUGCCGAGGUCCAAGCUGGGCCCGGCAGGAGCGAGUGGCAGAGGCAGGGCUAGAUUCGGUACGGCAGGAUUGGUACGUCGGCCUCGGCGCGUGAUAUGUGCCUGGGGCAGACGUAAAACUCCGCACAGAGCUAAGUUAAAAUCUGAGCGCUCCGUUGCCCAGACACAAACAGGGAUGGCGGGAGCACAAGGGAGGGAUGCAGGGGUUCUCUGUCUGGCAUGGUUUGUGCUGGCAGGGCAGCACAGGGCCGGGGGGGGGGGGGGGGGGGGGGGAGUUUGCUGAGUCAGCAACUCUGCCGAGCUGGAAGAAAAAUUAUUCCUGCCCCCUGCCAGCACUUCAUGCAAAUCUAGGAUACAGUUCCCAGAAGUGUCCCUACAUAUGUUAGCAAGAAGGCAACUGUCUGCACAUUUUGCGGUAAGAACAGUGUGGCAACUGAUGCAGCACUGAGCUGUGAGCCCGGGGUAAUGGAUCUCCUGAAGGGAAAGCUGUGCAGUACAGUGCUGACGGGCUUAAUCUGCUGACUGCCAGGGAGCAGGUUGUUCUUCCUGACUCCGAGGAAUCUUGCAGGCAAGACCCAGGACUGGAAGCAGGCAGACUACCAGCCGCAGGGCUGGGGUCAUGUAGUACAGUGCAGCCCCCUUCAUUACAGCAUCCUCCUUGCAGGGACAGCGGGCUGGGAAAACUACAGUUCCCAGCACCCUUUUGUACAUGUCCCUGCAAACUACAGUUCCCAGAACCUUUUAAUGAGCCAGAGAGGAUAUCUAUGGGAAUAAAUGCCAAGGAUUCUUGCAUAACACCCUUCACCUCCGAAAUGCUGGCCGGCCUUUGGUUAGUGAAAACGGGAACAGGGGAAAAGCCAGGGAGCGUGAGCGCUCUGGAGCUGUAGUUUUACCCCCCCCAACAGCCGCAGCAAUAUCCUCCAGCAUCCUUCCUCCCCUCAGGAUUCCCUUGGUGGUCACAGGGAGGACCCUGGCCCCCAGGAAACACGGCUGCUGCGGAGGGAGAGACAGAUAAACUACAGAUCCCGGCAUUCUCCGGCUGGCAGCACCUGCGGCAAUCCCUGCACGCUGGGAGGGGGGGGGUGAGGAUGAGGAUGGAGGGCAGGGAGGAGAUGCAGGGCGCCGUGGGGCUACGCUGCACCUGGGACAUCCCGUCACCCGCUGGCACCCAGGCCAAGUGGGUGAGGCUCAACGUGGGGGGCACAGUCUUCCUCACCACCAGGCAGACCCUGUGUCGGGAGCAGAAAUCUUUCCUGUGUCGCUUGUGCCAGGGCGAGGAGCUGCAGUCGGACCGGGAUGAGACUGGUGCAUACCUAAUAGACCGGGACCCCACUUACUUUGGACCCAUCCUGAAUUUCCUCCGUCAUGGGAAGCUGGUCCUGGAUAAAGAUAUGGCUGCAGAGGGGGUCCUAGAAGAAGCUGAGUUCUAUAACAUUGGUCCUUUAAUCCGAAUAAUCAAGGAUCGACUGGAGGAGAAGGACUACACAGUAACUCAGGUGCCUCCUAAGCACGUCUACCGCGUGCUACAGUGCCAGGAAGAGGAGCUCACUCAGAUGGUGUCCACUAUGUCGGAUGGAUGGCGCUUUGAGCAGCUUGUGAACAUUGGCUCAUCCUAUAACUACGGGAAUGAGGAUCAGACAGAGUUCCUGUGCGUGGUCUCCAAAGAGCUUUACAACUCCCCCAACGGCCUGAGCUCUGAGCCCAGCCACAAAGCCAAGAAAGAACUGCCGUGGCUCAUCUUGCAAGUAUCUCCACUGUUUCUUCCCUUUGUCCUGCAUGCUGGGCCACAGAGCACAGAGGAGGACCUGGAAGAGGAGGAGCAGGAGGUGGAGGAGGAGGCAGAGGCAGAAGCAGAAGCAGAGGAGAAAGCACUGUCACCUACCUCCCACUCUGCCCCACUCCCCAGCCUCCAGCAUCCUUCCCUCUGCUCUCUUUCAACCCCCAGGGCUCAGAGUGGUCCCUGCCGGGGCCCCUGUCUCUCUCUGCUCCUCACUUUUCCUCCUCUGCAGGUAUGUUACCUGUCCGCACUCUCAGCUCCCGCCAGCCUGAGCUCUGCAUGAGUGACUCACUUCCCUCUUGUGGCUGUUGCAAGCCAGAGGUCUGAGGAUGUGAUCCCGACACUCCGCUCCGGCCUUUUCAUUUCUUGUUUACAUCUUUAUUUUUGUACUGCAGUGUACGGCAGCCCUUUGCCUCACAGUGACACUUCACUCUUCACACGCAGCCAUUCUUUUUUACAAACUCACCUGGGAGGCCUGAACCUCCAGCCCUGGAGAAGGGUAAAUGAUCCAUGGAGCCCCUGGGCUGUUCUAGGGGCUGGAGCCCAUGGCCCCCUCCCACGCCUAGCAGCCUGGCUUUCCUUAAUGUCACAGUGGCCCCUGCUGGGGACAUCGGUGAUCAGCCACUGCAGCCUGCGGUCCCUUCCGAACACCCUGGAUGCGACCGGGGCCCCGAGGUGGUGGCAGCUGAGGAAGGACCAGUCCUUGCCCUUUGGCUGUUGCAGGCAGCUGGUCUGGGCUUGGGCUGGUGGCCAGAGGGCAAGUGCAGAGCCACAGCCCUUUUCUGGGCCACCUGCACUGCUCCUGGGGUGUCCCCGCGCUGGGUAUCACGCUCCUUGGUGCCUCCCUCCCUUGUCCCCCAAAGCAGCCCUGUGUCGGCAGGGUGAGGAGGAGACAGGCGUGCUGCCCGGGUACCGGGAACACGCUGGCACCCGAUGUCGUGACAGCUAGAACCAGGAGAUCCCGGUCUCGGGGAGCGGGGCGUUUGCUUCACUGCUAUGUCCGAGGACACCAGGUUGUAACUCCUGAAUAAAGUUCACAGUCUGCUCCUC
This is a messenger RNA of Aquila chrysaetos chrysaetos, 4067 nucleotides long. It is a transcript of the gene KCTD17, whose product is annotated as potassium channel tetramerization domain containing 17. The record is from RefSeq and is a predicted model, not a curated record. Gene Ontology annotation, biological process: proteasome-mediated ubiquitin-dependent protein catabolic process; protein homooligomerization. NCBI's taxonomy places the organism in Eukaryota, Metazoa, Chordata, Aves, Accipitriformes, Accipitridae. The coding region runs from base 2329 to 3300 and encodes 323 amino acids. The transcript is spliced from 8 exons. Gene Ontology annotation, molecular function: cullin family protein binding. Gene Ontology annotation, cellular component: Cul3-RING ubiquitin ligase complex; cytoplasm.